CACCACCCCAGCACUUUGGAGGUUGCUCCUGUGCCAAGGACUCCCAGGAAUCCUUCAACUGCCGUACACUCAAAGUUGAGCAGUAUAGACUGGGCCCUACAACUUGCUGUCUUCACAAGUGCAGUGCUGAGUUUGAGAGGAACAGGGAAACCCUGUAAUUCUCAGGUUUCUUAGAUGAAGAUAAGCAAUUUGGUUUUGAUGCUGUGCCAGAAAUCUUCUGACAAUGAGCUACUGGAACUUGGAGAAAAGAAACUGUGUGCAGUACCGCAGGCAUUUUCUGGUGGACAACAGUGUGUUUCACGUUGAAAGAUGCAUGAGUGUGAUGCAGUCCGGGACACAGAUGAUCAAACUGAAACGUGGAACCAAAGGGCUCGUCCGGCUCUUUUACCUGGAUGAACAUCGGACCCGCCUCCGAUGGAGACCCUCAAGGAAGAGUGAGAAGGCAAAAAUACUUAUUGACUCCAUUUACAAAGUCACCGAAGGUCGGCAGUCUGAAAUAUUCCACAGACAAGCUGAGGGGCACUUCGAUCCCAGCUGCUGCUUUACCAUCUACCAUGGCAACCACAUGGAGUCUCUGGAUCUCAUCACCUCCAACCCUGAGGAGGCACGCACCUGGAUCACAGGCCUCAAGUACCUGAUGGCCGGCAUUAGUGAUGAAGAUUCACUUGCCAAGCAGCAGAGGACCCACGACCAGUGGGUAAAGCAGACCUUUGAGGAAGCUGAUAAGAAUGGGGAUGGCUUAUUGAAUAUUGAAGAGAUACACCAGUUGAUGCAUAAACUAAAUGUCAAUCUGCCCCGAAGAAAAGUCCGACAAAUGUUUCAGGAAGCUGAUACAGAUGAGAAUCAGGGAACUUUGACAUUUGAAGAAUUCUGUGUUUUUUACAAAAUGAUGUCAUUGAGACGGGACCUUUAUUUGUUGCUCUUGAGCUACAGUGACAAGAAAGAUCACCUAACUGUGGAAGAACUGGCUCAGUUUUUGAAGGUGGAACAAAAGAUGAACAAUGUGACAACAGACUAUUGUCUUGACAUCAUAAGGAAAUUUGAAGUUUCAGAAGAAAAUAAGACGAAAAAUGUUCUUGGCAUAGAAGGGUUCACGAACUUCAUGCGUAGUCCUGCUUGUGACAUAUUUAAUCCAUUGCACCAUGAAGUGUACCAGGACAUGGAUCAGCCUCUGUGCAACUACUACAUCGCUUCCUCUCACAACACAUACCUGACGGGGGACCAGCUCCUUUCCCAGUCCAAAGUGGACAUGUACGCACGGGUGCUACAAGAGGGCUGUCGCUGUGUGGAAGUUGACUGUUGGGAUGGCCCAGAUGGAGAGCCAGUAGUACACCACGGUUAUACUCUCACUUCAAAAAUUCUCUUCAGAGAUGUUGUGGAGACCAUCAACAGGCAUGCCUUUGUGAAGAAUGAGUUCCCGGUCAUACUGUCCAUUGAGAAUCACUGCAGUGUCCAGCAACAGAGGAAGAUUGCUCAGUACCUGAAAGGAAUAUUUGGAGACAAGCUGGACCUGUCAUCUGUAGACACAGGAGAGACCAAACAGCUUCCAAGCCCUCAGAGUUUGAAAGGCAAAAUCCUAGUGAAGGGCAAGAAGUUGCCUUAUCACCUUGGGGAUGAUGCAGAGGAAGGGGAAGUUUCUGACGAAGACAGCGCAGAUGAAAUUGAGGACGAGUGCAAAUUCAAGCUCCAUUAUAAUAAUGGGACCACUGAGCAUCAGGUGGAAUCUUUCAUAAGGAAAAAACUGGAGUCAUUGUUAAAAGAAUCUCAGAUUCGAGACAAAGAAGAUCCUGAUAGUUUCACAGUGAGGGCACUACUGAAGGCCACACACGAAGGCUUAAAUGCACAUCUGAAACAGCAUCCAGACGUGAAGGAAAAUGGAAAGAAAUCACAUGGACGAUCCCUCAUGACCAACUUUGGAAAACAUAAGAAAACCACAAAAUCACGGUCUAAGUCUUAUAGUACUGAUGAUGAGGAAGACACACAGCAGAAUUCUGGCAAGGAAACUGGCCAGCUGUACAGGUUGGGUCGCCGAAGGAAAACCAUGAAGCUCUGCCGAGAGCUCUCUGACUUGGUGGUGUAUACAAACUCCGUGGCAGCCCAAGACAUUGUGGAUGAUGGAACCACAGGGAAUGUGUUAUCAUUUAGCGAAACAAGAGCACAUCAGGUGGUUCAGCAGAAAUCGGAGCAGUUCAUGAUUUAUAACCAAAAGCAGCUCACGAGGAUUUACCCCUCUGCCUACCGCAUUGAUUCCAGUAACUUCAACCCUCUGCCGUACUGGAACGCAGGCUGCCAGCUAGUGGCACUGAACUACCAGUCUGAAGGGCGAAUGAUGCAGUUAAACCGAGCCAAAUUCAAGACAAAUGGCAAUUGUGGCUAUGUCCUCAAACCCCAGCAAAUGUGCAAAGGUACUUUCAACCCUUUCUCUGGUGAUCCACUUCCUGCCAACCCCAAAAAGCAGCUCAUCCUGAAAGUGAUCAGCGGACAGCAACUCCCCAAACCUCCAGACUCCAUGUUUGGAGACCGAGGCGAGAUCAUUGAUCCUUUUGUCGAAGUUGAAAUUAUUGGAUUGCCAGUAGACUGCUGUAAAGAUCAAACUCGCGUAGUAGAUGACAAUGGAUUUAACCCUGUGUGGGAAGAAACCCUGACAUUUACAGUACACAUGCCAGAAAUAGCUUUGGUUCGGUUCCUUGUGUGGGAUCAUGAUCCGAUUGGACGAGACUUUGUUGGACAAAGAACCGUGACCUUCAGCAGCUUAGUGCCGGGCUACCGGCAUGUCUAUUUGGAAGGACUGACAGAAGCAUCCAUAUUUGUCCACAUAACAAUCAAUGAAAUCUAUGGAAAGAACAGACAGCUCCAAGGUCUGAAGGGAUUGUUCAAUAAGAAUCCCAGGCACGGUUCUUCAGAAAACAAUUCCCAUUAUGUUCGGAAACGAUCAAUUGGAGAUAGAAUUCUGCGACGCACCGCCAGUGCUCCAGCCAAAGGCAGAAAAAAGAGCAAAAUGGGCUUCCAAGAAAUGGUAGAGAUAAAGGAUUCUGUGUCUGAGGCUGCAAGAGAUCAGGAUGGUGUCCUGAGGAGGACCACACGGAGUCUGCAAGAGCGCCCUGUCUCUAUGCCUGUUGACAAAAGUCUGCUGGGGGCUUUGUCACUACCUGUAUCUGAAACAGCAAAGGACACUGACGGAAAAGAAAGCUCCCUGGCAGAAGAUAAGGAUGGAAGAAAAGGGAAGGCAAGUGUAAAAGACCAACAUUUUCCAAAUUUCAACAGAAAGUUGUCCUCUUCCUCUAGCGCUCUCCUACACAAAGACAUCAGCCAAGGCAACUCCACCAUGUCUGUUGCCAGCAUGGCAAUCACGGGAGAACCGUGGGGAGUGCCAGGUCCUAAGGGUGGGAGAGCCAAAGCAAACGUGUCAAGUGAUUGCCGGGAACAUGAGUGCCCCAGCCAAUCCCUCUCCCCGCGGCAGCGUUUGGCUCUUGAUCCUGCCGUUACUCCAACACAAGGUCUGUGUGGUGUGAAAACCAAGGAAAGUGGCAAUGUGGGGGGCUCUGUGGAAGAGAAAAGCACGUUGUCAGGAAGCAUUUUCUCUCAAAGCAAUUUGGAGAUUAAGAACUUGGAAGGUCACUGGCGUAAGGGCCGAGCUGCAACAUCCUUUUCGUUGUCAGACGUCUCUACGCUCUGUUCUGACAUACCUGACUCACAUUCCACUGCUGUUCUGCAGGAGAGUGAAAUUUCCCAUCUUAUUGACGAUGUCACUUUAACGAAUGAGAGCGAGCUGGGCAGUUCCAUCUCUGCCCUGAUUGGCCAGUGUGAGGAGGCCAGUGAUGAGGCAAACCUCACAGUCGUUUCUCACGUCCAUGGUGCCAGUGCCGUGUCACGUCAUUCUCCCUUGCCCCCCUUGGAUGGAAAAUUCCCUUUCAGGCCUGACUUUUCCAUGGGAAAACCCAGGUCAUCCUUCCUGUGCUCAUCUCCUGAGCCAAUUGCUUUCUCAAGUCCCGAGACCUCCAAACACUCCACACACACAGUUUGUGAAACUACCUGCACUCCUGUCUCUAAAACCAAACCAGAUGACAACCUUUCUGGUAAGGCCAAGACGGGGGCUGUGGAAAACAGCCUGCCUGGGUCCUCUAACACUUCUCACUGCCAGUUACCAAAAAGUCCCAACCAUGGAAAAGACUGGGAAAUGCUAAAGAACCACAGCCCUGCCACUUGCACGGACUCGACGCUGGAAGAUGUAAUAGCCGAUGCCACUCUCUGUUUAAAUUCUGGAGAGAGCAGUCUCGUGGAAAUGGAUGGGGACUCAGAAAACCUGUCUAUAACAGCCUAUGAAUAUAGAAGAGAGGACACAAGUCACCUUGAUUCUCCUUUAAAACUGAAGUACGGUCAGGAUGUGGUGGAACAUUUUCAAAGAGGUUUGAGAAAUGGCUACUGUAAAGAGACUGUCCACUCUUCUGUGUCUGAAAUCUUCAACAAUAUUCAAGAUGUCAAAAAUCAAAACAUUUCCUGUCUAGCCUAUCAGGGUGCUGGUUUUAUGCAUAACACCUGCUCAAAUUCAGAUGCAAAAACGAACCAGACCUGUGUGCCCCUGUCUAGUGAUGAAGCCACGCAUGCCCCCGCCCCCAAGCAGCCCACACAUCCUCCUCUGCCUGCUCUGAAGCUGCCCAGUCCUUGCAAAUCCAAAAGUCUGGGGGACCUAACGUCAGAGGACAUUGCCUGCAACUUCGAAAGCAAGUACCAGUGUAUCAGUAAGAGCUUUGUUACAACUGGCAUUAGAGACAAGAAGGGUGUGACUGUGAAGACAAAGUCCUUAGAGCCUAUAGACGCCCUGACCGAGCAGCUGCGGAAGCUUGUGUCUUUUGACCAGGACGAGGGCUGUCAAGUGCUCUACUCAAAGCAGGAUGCCAACCAGUUCCCCAGGGCACUGGUCAGAAAGCUGUCAUCCAGAAGUCAGAGCAGAGUGCGCAAUAUUGCCAGUCGUGCCAAGGAAAAGCAGGAAGCCAACAAGCAAAAAGGUGUAAACCCCAGCCACGCGGGGGGAGUGGUUCUUCGAAACAAGCCGUCAGCGCCCCUGCCUGCGGGCAACCGGCACUCCACCGGCUCCUACAUCGCAGGCUAUCUGAGGAGCACCAAAGCCGGGGGCCCGGAGGGCCGAGGCAUCCCCGAAGGGGCGUGCGCAGCCUUGCGCCCUGGCUACGUCGACCAGUUUUGUCCGGAUAAUUCUGUUCUGCAGACCGAGCCAAACAGUGAUGACAAACCAGAAAUUUAUUUUCUUUUGAGACUGUGAAUUACGUAAAGCUGCAUUUUCAGUGUUUACAAGGUAUUCCGUAGAGUUGUCAGAGUUUUCGGUAAAUAUGGUCUUGGCUUUGAAAUGAUUUUAAAAUGUAUUUUUAAACUUGUGCUUUGGUCUCCCUUCGACUCCACAUGUUCUUCCUGUUUAUGUGUUUGUAUAUAGAUUGGGGUGACAUUUCCCAUGUGCAUAUGAUCUCUCUUCCCCGAAGUGUAAAUGCCGUCAGUAAGAAAUAUGUGCAUGCCCUAGGUGUGACAGUUCUCAGCGGCUUGGGUUAUGAAGUGUGUGCGUUUCUUUACCACCCCCUUUGCUCUGUGUCCUCAGAUCACAGUCACAAAUGUAGUCAGUUUUACCCUCUAAUUGCUGAGUUCGUUAAGAAACUUUGCAAAGGACAAAGGGGUACAUUCUUUAUUUUAAAGCUAUCGUCAUCAUUCCUAGUUUUCCUUCUUCGCUCAGAAGCCCAAACUCAUUUUUAUAACUCAGCUAAAAGAAGAUUGAAAGAGUUACCCUACCUUUUAAGAUUUCUCUACCCCAGGCAGAAUAAGAGUUCAAAGGAGAUUGGUAGCUGUUCCCCCCACACCCUCUCAUUUUAGAGUAGGCUGGGAGGGUGUGAGGGAGAAAACAAACUUCUGUAUAUAGAGACAAAAUUGUUUGUUUUACAUAAAUUUUGUUACAUAUUUUUGCUAACGGCUUUGUAUGUAACAAGAACACAGUUGCCAAGCUAUUUGUUGUACUUUUGAAUUUUCUGAUUAAAUUAUAGACUGCAAAUAAUGGCUUUCAGAACGAGGGACUUCUGUCAGACGCUAACAAUAAUUGUAGCACAGAUUGAAAACAUCCCCAAAGCUGUCGAGCAGAAAAAAACAAAAUAAAACAUUUUUCUCAUAAUAAAAUCCAAGUAAAUAGGUAAUUAGAAGAAACCUUUUCCCUUCACGGAGCCACGUAACUAUAUUUUAGAACCAACAUACGUUAUUUUCACUGUGAAUCCAUUUUUUAUUGCAUGUUCAGAUGUCCCUCUCUGCUUUUUUUGUAAUAUUAACUGCAAUGAUGUUCUUCUUGGAAUUCAUGGAAAUAUAAUUAAAGCAGAUUUUUAAACA
This is a messenger RNA of Panthera uncia (snow leopard), 6375 nucleotides long. It is a transcript of the gene PLCH1, whose product is annotated as phospholipase C eta 1. Gene Ontology annotation, biological process: phosphatidylinositol-mediated signaling; lipid metabolic process. The record is from RefSeq and is a predicted model, not a curated record. The transcript is spliced from 24 exons. Gene Ontology annotation, molecular function: calcium ion binding; phosphatidylinositol-4,5-bisphosphate phospholipase C activity. NCBI's taxonomy places the organism in Eukaryota, Metazoa, Chordata, Mammalia, Carnivora, Felidae. Bases 224 to 5278 code for a protein of 1684 amino acids.